This is a messenger RNA of Macadamia integrifolia, 2465 nucleotides long. RefSeq names its product phospholipid--sterol O-acyltransferase. The transcript is spliced from 16 exons. The coding region runs from base 110 to 2008 and encodes 632 amino acids. Gene Ontology annotation, cellular component: cytoplasm. NCBI's taxonomy places the organism in Eukaryota, Viridiplantae, Streptophyta, Magnoliopsida, Proteales, Proteaceae. The record is from RefSeq and is a predicted model, not a curated record. Gene Ontology annotation, biological process: lipid metabolic process.
CCAUUCCAACGCCCAACGAACUGAUGGUCAGUCCGUCCUCGCCAGAUGAACUACGACUCACUCCCCAUAUCUUUCAUUGUCUCUCUUACGUGGGUUGGUUUGAGUUUUAAUGAGAGAACUUCGUUACCUCGUCGUUGCGUUUCUUCUUCUUGGAGCUCUGCAAUGGAAUAUGAUUAAUGGCAGAGCCUUCUACGGAGACUAUUCGAAGCUGUCGGGGAUUAUAAUCCCAGGUUAUGCUUCCACGCAGCUCCGAGCUUGGUCAGUCUUUGACUGCCCUUACUCUCCUCUUGAUUUCAAUCCACUUGAUGCCGUCUGGCUUGAUACCACCAAAGUUCUAUCUGCUGUAAAUUGUUGGCUUAAGUGCAUGUUGCUAGAUCCUUACAAUCAAACUGAUAAUCCUGAAUGCAAAUCUCGACCCGAUAGUGGUCUUUCUGCAAUUACAGAACUUGAUCCAGGUUACAUUACAGGUCCUCUUUCCUCCGUGUGGAAAGAAUGGGUAAAGUGGUGUAUAGAAUUUGGAAUUGAGGCGAAUGCAAUCAUUGCCGUUCCUUAUGAUUGGAGACUGUCAGCUUCAAUGCUUGAGGAGAGAGAUCUGUACUUUCACAAGCUAAAGUUGACCUUUGAAACCGCACUUAAACUUCGUGGGGGACCAUCAUUAGUUUUUGCCCAUUCUUUGGGAAACAAUGUUUUCCGCUAUUUUUUGGAGUGGUUGAAGCUGGAAAUUGCACCUAAAGGGUAUAUCCAAUGGCUUGAUGACCAUAUCCAUGCUUAUUUUGCAGUUGGGGCCCCUCUCCUUGGUGCUACUGAGACAGUUAGAGCAACACUUUCUGGUUUUACAUUUGGUCUUCCUGUUUCUGAGGGAACAGCGAGGUUGAUGUUCAAUUCAUUUGGUUCUUCAUUAUGGAUGAUGCCAUUCUCAAAGUAUUGUAGGACAGAUAAUAUAUAUUGGAAACGUUUUUUUGAGGGAAAAGGGGCAGCUCAUCACACGUAUCAUUGUGAUGAGAUGGAGUUUCGGUUAAACUACUCUGGGUGGCCGACUGAUAUUAUAAAUAUUGAGAUCCCUGCAACCCAAGGUGCUGAAGCCUACCCGUCACUUUUAGAAAUGUCACCGGCUAACCUGUCUAGCAUGGAAUGUGGCCUCCCUACUCAGUUGUCUUUUUCUGCUAGGGAAAUAUCUGAUGGAACCUUCUUCAAAGCAAUAGAGGAUUAUGAUCCAGACAGCAAAAGGCUUAUGUAUCAACUAGAAAAGUUGUAUCAAGGAGAUCCAGUGUUGAACCCACUUACACCCUGGGAUAGACCUCCACUGAAGAACAUAUUUUGUAUAUAUGGAGUAGAUUUGAAGACUGAAGUAGGUUACUAUUUUGCACCAAGUGGCAAACCAUAUCCUGAUAACUGGAUCAUAACUGAUAUUGUGUAUGAGACUGAAGGAGCCCUUUUCUCAAGGUCAGGGAAUCUAGUUAAUGGGAAUCCUGGAUUUACUAGUGGGGAUGAGACGGUGCCAUACCACUCCCUCUCAUGGUGCAAAACAUGGCUGGGGUCUAAAGUGAACAUAACGAGGGCUCCGCAGUCUGAGCAUGAUGGAUCUGAUGUACAAGUGCACCUGAAUGUAGAGCAUCAUCAUGAUGCAGAUGUAGUUCCCAACAUGACAAGGGCUCCUCGGGUUAAGUAUGUAACCUAUUAUGAAGAUUCUGAAAGUAAUCCAGGAAAAAGGACAGCAGUUUGGGAGAUUGAUAAAGCAAGCCACAGAAACAUUGUCCGAUCUCCAGUUCUAAUGCGAGAGUUGUGGCUCCAAAUGUGGCAUGAUAUUCAUGCUGAUGCUGGAUCAAAAUUCGUAACAAAAGCUAAACGUGGACCCUUGAGGGAUGAUGAUUGUUAUUGGGAUUAUGGAAAAGCUCGGUGCGCCUGGCCUGAGUAUUGUGAAUAUAGGUAUACUUUCGGAGAUGUUCACCUUGGACAGAGUUGCAGGUUAAAGAAUUCUUCGUUUGAUCUCUUCUUGCAUUAUAUGUAGAUCAUAAGGUGAACACUUUGAAAUGAAGUUAAAUCAAAUUCUUCCUCAUGAAUGGCCUACCAAAUGGAAAAGUGAAAAAGAUUAUAAAGUAUCUGAUUGGAAAAAGAAAAGUGAAGUGAUGCAGUACAGGCUUGAUAGCCUACGAGACCCUGCAGGUUAUGGGUCUGUGGAAGUAAAACCAUGGAUAAACUACAGUUGCUAGGGGAAGCAAGAGGGCCAACUUGAUUAAGAGAUUUAAGAGUGAGAUUUGAAUGGUGUACUAUGAGCCUACACACACGUGACCAAGGAGUAUUGCCAACCAAUGCCCUGGCCCCCUGGGGCUCCUCUUCGGUCAUAAACCCAAGCUUGCUGAUCCUCUGGUAUUUUACAGAAAUGAAAAAGAACCAUGUCUUUUCAGGUUCCUGGUAAUUAGUCAGCGAGAUGCUACAUGCUUGCGAAAGGGAUGGGAAACCAUACA